Schistosoma rodhaini is the source of this 1203-nucleotide messenger RNA. The record is from the annotation of a GenBank genome assembly. NCBI's taxonomy places the organism in Eukaryota, Metazoa, Platyhelminthes, Trematoda, Strigeidida, Schistosomatidae.
AUGUGUUUAAUAAAGCGCGAACUUAAGAAUUGUGUGGGUUAUCUUGAGAAACACAACGAUGUAAUUUUCCUCGGAACAAAAACGAAUCCUACUGUUAAUUUGGUUUAUUUUGGAGGUGAUCUGCAGGAUUACGAAUAUAAUAUGAGUCAAAAUAAUUUCAAUAAUCAAUAUAUUAAAUGGAAUUUGGAAAAUACUGCCCAAAAUUUGUAUGUACGAUUUACCAAUCAGUUUCGUGACUGCAAUCCCCAUGUGUGGAUUAUUCGUGCUUCACAUUGGAUAUCUAAUUCAAUAGCUUGUUAUGUUAAUUUCAUGCCUUUUGCGAAAUCUGGUGUGCCAUUAUUUGAAAACGACGAGAUCUGUAAAAUGACAGGGUUGAUGCAUUUAAGUUGUUUACUGUCAAAUGCAGUUGAACAAUUAUUAAAUUGUGAAGCUAAUAUACAAUGUCAAAUAUCUACUAUCCCUAUACGACUGAUUGGUUUUAGCAAAGGAUGUUGUGUUUUGACAGAGAUACUAUAUGAAUUAUCAGUAUUGUCUCACUCCAAAAAAUCACUUACUGAUUCUGUGAAAGAUGUUCCUGCACAAGUUCUUGAACUUCCUCAAUUUAUAACAGACCUUUAUUGUCUUGAUUCUGGACAUUCAGGUACGCAUCAUCAAUGGCCAGUUUCGCUUAACUACUUAGCUUUGCUAAACCCCGUUUCAUGUCCCAGAAUACAUGUCCAUGCAUCUCCCUAUCAGAUAAUGAACCAACUAAAACCACAAAAUUCUACCGAUUUUUAUAAAUUUCUGGAUAUUUUAUCUCACUUAAAUUUGCCUUUUAAAAAGCAAUUGCAUUUUAUGCCUGAUGAUGAAAAAUCAGAAUCACCGUUUACCAAUUCGAGAUUGAAAAAUGAUAUUCGAGGUUAUCCUACCAUCAAAUUUUUCCCUGCUGGACCAAAAACAGAUGACCCUAUUGAUUACGAUGGUGCUCGAAGUUCAGAUGCAAUCGUUGCAUGGGCUAUGGAAAAAGCCGAUGCUUCUGCUCCAGCACCAGAGAUUGUUGAAUUGACUUCAGCAAGUAUUUUAAAAGAAGCUUGUGAAGAUCAUCCACUUUGCAUCAUCAGUGUUUUUCCUAUGUUAUUUGAUUGUCAGUCAGAUUGUCGUAAAAAGUACUUGAAUUUACUAAAGACAGAAGCUGAUAAAUUUAAAAAACAGAAAUGGGGGUGA